ACUCACUGGCUAACUCGCUGUGUAUCGCUGCUGUGCCGACACGUGGGUGGGUGUGAUGUCGAUCUAGCUGUGGCCAAGCGACACAAAGAGACGGGAGGAGGGGAGUAGGAGUGACGGGCUGUUCCCGAGCGGAGCCGGGGAAGCGGAGAGAUGCACAGCCCCGGGUAACCUGUGGUUUCAAGAUAAGAAGUUGGUGGGGAAAUAUUUACAAGCAGAAGAUGAGAGCGUGUGGUUGUGUGCCAACACCUCAAGGCUGAGACUGCCGAGAGCUGGUCAAGUUGUUUGCGAGUGUGUGGGUCGCCGAGAGCCGCUGGAACUGGUGUAGUAGGUGCGGGGACUCGGGACACAGCGAGAGUGUGGAGCCGGCGGGGCGGCGGAGCUCGCUCAGCGCCACGAUGAUGGUACCAGGAGUGUCCUUGCUCUUGGCUCUGGUCGAUCACGUCCUGGUAGAUGAUGUCACCCCACCAGACAGCUGCCUGUCAGUGGCCAUGCAGUGCUCUCUGGACCCCAGCUGCACCACAAGGUUCCACACGCUGAAGCAGUGCGCAGCCAGCAAUGCAGCGGGUUCCCUGCAGCCUGCAGCCGGCAAUGACUGCAUGGCUGCCGCCUUCGCACUUCAGUCCCACCAGCUCUUCACGUGCAAGUGCAAAAGGGGAAUGAAAAAAGAGAAGAACUGCCUGCAGAUAUUCUGGACCAUACACCAGAGCCACGUCCCAGGUUACAAUGAGUUUGACACAUCGCCCUAUGAGUAUUCAGUGUCUGCCCCUUUGUGGGAUUUGGACUUUGGCAGACUCGCUUCACUGGUUUCAGAAGGGACCAAGGUUCAGCCACCAGCAAGUGUGAACCACUGCUUGGAUGCUGCGCAAGCCUGCAACGUGGAUGAGAACUGUAAGCAGUUCCGCACAGACUACGCCAAGAACUGCCUCAAGCCCACCUCCAGAUUUGGUUGCAACAGGCACAAGUGCCACAAAAGCCUUCGCCGCUUCUUUGACCAUGUGCCGGAGGAAUACAAGUACCCCUUCCUGUUCUGCCCCUGUGAAGACAGCGGAUGUGCUGAGCGCCGACGCCAGACCAUCGUACCCGCUUGCUCCUUCGAGGAACCCGAGAAACAGAACUGCUUGAGGCUGCAGGACAUGUGCAAGGAAGACACCAUUUGCAGAUCCCGACUGGUGGAUUUUCAGACUAAUUGCCAGCCGACUAAGAAGUCUACCAGCUCUUGUUUCCGGCAAAACUAUAAUGCCUGCCUCCAGUCAUACACUGGCCUCAUCGGUACUAUUCUGACACCAAACUACAUGAGCAACAGCAGCUCUAAUGUCUCCAUAUGGUGUACGUGUGACCACAGUGGCAACCAGCGUGAAGAUUGUGAGAAUCUACUGAGCCUUUUCACAAGCAACAUCUGCCUUGGAAAUUCUAUUAAUUGGUACAGCAGCUCUACAGUGUUUCGCACAUCAGAUAAUGAAUACCCUGCAGUAACAUCUACUCAACAAUUAUCGUUCAACUUCCCAGACAAGGACGGGCCAAACAGUAAUGUUAGUCCAUUAGUCAAACUGGACUCGAAUAUGGAUUGUGAUCAUGUUGGCAAGCCGAAGGCUUCUCCAGGAAAGUCGAUGUCUGAGGAAAUAACUGACUGUAAUGCGAGUUCAGGAACAACCAUCCAGAGUCUCUCCCCAGCAACAUCCCGUGUUCUCUCAUCGUUCUACAUCUUCAUAGUCAUUGUGGAAAAUGCCAUUUGAAAGGAAGCAACAGGACUUUUUAUGAAGACACAAGGAGAGACGAGCUUGGUUUUUAACUUCACUUGUGUCCCAUGCUAAUUGUGCUUGCUUUUAAAACCUCAAACAAAUGCCCGGAACACAGCUUAAAAGGAGAAAAUAGUUUACAAAAAUAGCCUAUCAAUUUAACAUUUCUAAGGUACAAACUAGAAAUGUAGUCAGGCUAACUCAGUUUCCAGAUUUAACUCUCAUAUUUAUAUAAUUCCCUAAAGUUAUAACAAAUCAACAUUUCUUUGCCUAGUUUCCAGCACUAGGUGCAACCAAUGAAUGUGUAACCAAUUGAAUGUGUAACCAAUUGAUAGGAUGGGCUUAGUAACAUUAAGCACUUGUUGCUUCCAUUUAAGUCCAUACUUAAUACAGUCUGAUGACCAGACACUCUGUCAGCGGGAAAUUAUACCUUAAUAAUUUUUCACUUGAGCCACAUCUUUGUAGGACUGUAGAUGACCAUUAACUGAUUAUUUCUUAUCAGAAGGGAGUUAAGCGGCAGAGACAGUUUCCCAAUGUUUAAAUAUGAGGCUGGACAAGUCCUACAGUAUUGUGAAUUGCCUAAAACAGGUAAACAUCAUUUUGGAACAUUGCUGCAUCAACGUGGGGUCUGAAGCUCACACCAUGAUGCUGUGAGCUUCUGCACUCCUUGUCACUUGGCAUUGAGGUUGACUUGCUUCCUCUCUGGCUUUGUGAAUGCUGAGGCCAAUAUCUGGCAUCGAGACCCUUCCACAGAAGGGUGGAGAGGGAGCUGACGGCACAGGCGGGUGGGCAGUUUGUGAGUUGGUGAUUCUGUGUGCACCCAGUGGACAUGAGGUUCUCAACAUCAUGCCUAACGUUCCUUCACCACUGUGAGCGAUCAGGGCCAGGGAUUCCCAAGAGUCGGUCAUUGCUUCAGGAAGGCUUUGAGAACAUCCUUGCUGCCAUGCUGCUAUUUACCGAUGUCUUAUCACCUGAGUGACACCAUGAGAAAUGAUCCUCGUGAAGGUAGAGCAUUAAUUAUGCCACAGUAAGUGGUGGGGGUCACCACGGAUCAAUGGAUAACCUGAUGAACUUUGUCAGAGUGAAGCACCAAAUACUAUUAUUAAACCGAGACCAUGAACAUGUGGUACAUCUGCCACAGUUCACUAUAACAGGUGUACCGUGGGGUUAAAGUAGAGGUGUACACUUGGUUAUCAAGGAGGAUGUUAGAGCGCUCUCCAUGACCAUAGGCCAAUGAAGUACUUGUUUGAAAUGUAGUCACUGGUGUAAUAAGUUCAAGGAGCAGAAUUAGGCCAUUUGGCCCAUCAAGUCUACUCUGCCAUUCAUUCAUGGCUGAUUUACCUUUCUCUCGCAACCUCGUUCUCCUGCUUUCGCCCCACAACCCCUGACAACCGUACUAAUCAAGAAUCUAUCAAUCUCUGCCUUAAAGAUAUCUAUUGACUUGGCCUCCACAGAUUCACCACCGACUAAAGAAAUUCCUUCUUAUCUCCUUCCUAAAGGUACGUCCUUUUAUUUUUGAGGCUAUGACCUCUAGUCCUAGACUCUCCCACUAUUGGAAACAUCCUCUCCACAUCCACUCUAUCCAGGCCUUUCACUAUUCGUAAUAUAUUCGAAACAUGGCAGUCAGAUUGUGAAGAGCAAGUUCUCACAAGCAGCAAUGAGCAGAGUAAUAUGUUUUCAUGAUAUUGAGUGAGUGAUAAAAGUCAGGAUGACUCUCUCCUCUUUAAAUAGCCUCACAGCAUUAUCAUCUAGCAUCAAUGUUUCAUAAGUGUUAUUGCACCUCGUUCUUCUACUAUGCAUUGUUUGUAAAUACGUCUAAUGCUUUAAUGGCUAUAAUGUACAAUAUUGUGGCAUAAUCUGUUUAGGAACUGUUUAAGAAAUACUCUCCAAAAUCUAUGAUUAGUAAUCAAACAGCACCAUCAAUUUUAUGUCAUGAAUGUUUUUUUGUGAUGCGUGGCAUGUCAGCUGCUGUCGUCUCCAAAUAGUGGUUUAAAAAACACCGUGGGGAAAAUAUAGACCGCUGGACUGCAUGGCUGUGGUGGGGAAAUCAAUUUGAAAAGAAAAUUUACUGUCAUAUUAUAUAUAUUUUAUCAGUGAUAACAGAUUAGGUGAUUGUAAUGUUGCAAUUCAAAUUUCAUUCAUAAACUACUAUUAGAAUCUGA
Molecule: messenger RNA, 3898 nt
Organism: Amblyraja radiata (thorny skate)
Lineage: Eukaryota; Metazoa; Chordata; Chondrichthyes; Rajiformes; Rajidae
Product: GDNF family receptor alpha-4
Exons: 8
Coding region: 396-1733 (445 amino acids)
Biological process (GO): nervous system development
Cellular component (GO): external side of plasma membrane; signaling receptor complex
Molecular function (GO): signaling receptor activity
Source: RefSeq, a predicted model, not a curated record